AUGGGUUUUCGAGCAAUUUUCCUGCUGCACUGCGGCGCUUCAAUUUUCCUCAUCAUUGUCGGAAUAUGGAUGCAUUGGGCAAAUUCCUUGCAGAGUGUGACACACUACCUGGAGGACUCAAGGCGAAGCAACGAGAUCCUGGUGGUCCUAUCCUGGCUCCCGAUGCUUCUGUCAGGAUGGCCGCUUUUGUUCUUUGGUACGUCUCAAGAUGUUGCCAAUACUUUCAUUCAAGUGGCAGCCUUUGCUUUCAUGUACUUGCCACUACUGGAUUCAGCAAGGGAGCUUCUUUUGCUUUGGGGUUGCUACAGCAUUCUUGUGGGUGCAAGACUCUGGCAUUUGCAAAUGACUACCGUGUCACCCGUCGGGCUCAGCUUUUUUAUGCAGCGAUGUUUUUUCUGCAUAGCAGCAUCCUUUUUGUACCUGCACACUCGGAUAUGGUUGUUGAAGCGGAAGAUGAUGCCUCUCACGUCCUCCUGCCUUGACGAAUGCAACCGGCGAAGUUUCAACUCCCUGGACGGACCCGGGGGUCCAGACGCUGUGGCAAGCCUUCCUGUCUUCAACGUUGAUGGCGAUGCUAAGCUUCGAGCUCUUCUAGUGUUGCAGCGCAGGCAGCUUGUGAAGCAGCAGCUGAUCGGGCAGCUGGUUUGGGCAGCUCAUUGCCAGGUGCAUGGCUUACUGCCGUCUACUGUGUUGAGUCACAUCCUCUCCAUGGUGGAUGUGCCCGACCCAUCUGAAGCUGACUCUGCCACGCUAGGGCUCUUAGAUGAUGACUAUGACCUGCUUUCGCAAGUUUCCAGCAUCCGUCCGACAAGCACUGCUCGAUCUUCAGUGUCUUCUGUGACUUAUUUGCGUUCCAUUCUUCCCGCACGACUAGCUCUUGGGCCGCCUCUAUCACCUGGAAGUGCUGCUCAUCCUCCGGUGGCAGAAGAAGCCGAAUCGCCAAGUGGAUCUGAGGUGCCCUGGGCGGUGUUUCUCACAUCUUGGGCUGUUCUGGGCCUGGCGAUCGCAGCAGAGGCAAUCACAAGCGCGUGA
Molecule: messenger RNA, 1032 nt
Organism: Symbiodinium sp. CCMP2592
Lineage: Eukaryota; Dinophyceae; Suessiales; Symbiodiniaceae
Source: the annotation of a GenBank genome assembly